This is a messenger RNA of Striga hermonthica, 1058 nucleotides long. The record is from the annotation of a GenBank genome assembly. NCBI's taxonomy places the organism in Eukaryota, Viridiplantae, Streptophyta, Magnoliopsida, Lamiales, Orobanchaceae.
GUGGAUCCUUCCAAGGUCUCAGCUGUUCAGAACUGGUCGACACCGAGGAGUCCGUCCGAGGUUCGCAGUUUUCUCGGUCUAGCUGGUUACUAUCGCAGGUUCAUCGAGGGAUUUUUCAAGAUCGCCCUCCCUCUAUCCCAGCUGACGAGGAAGUCUGUGAGGUUCGAGUGGACUGACCGAUGUGAGUCGAGCUUUGAGAAGCUCAAGAGGAGAUUAACUUUAGCACCGGUGUUGACUAUUCCCGAUCCUUCUCGGAGUUUUACUAUCUUCAGCGAUGCUUCGAGACAGGGCUUGGGAUGUGUCCUUAUGCAGGAUGGCCAGGUCGUCGCGUAUGCUUCACGUCAGCUUAAGCCGCAUGAGCAGAACUAUCCGACGCACGACUUGGAGUUAGCCGCAGUCGUUCAUGCUCUCAAGAUUUUGCGACACUAUCUUUACGGCAGUCAUUGUGAGAUUUUCACAGAUCGUAAGAGCUUGCAGUAUAUCUUUACUCAGAAGGAGCUCAAUAUGAGACAGCACCGUUGGUUAGAGCUCGUCAAGGAUUACGACUGCUCGAUUCAGUAUCAUCCAGGGAAGGCGAACGUUGUUGCUGACGCCCUUAGCCGAAAGGUGAGGGGUGACUUGACGUACGUCAUUACUCAGCAGAGUCCAUUGAUUCAGGAGUUUGCCCGGAUGCAGCUUCAGGCGAUCGAUGCACUUCCCAUGGCCGUUUCGGGGAUUACCAGUGCCAGUGUCAGUGCUAGACAGCUUCAGCCGACGCUGAGAGAGAGAAUCCGGCGAGAGCAGGCUUCUGACGAGUUCAUUCGUGUUAUGGAGGCCAAGGUUCGCACCGGAGGCGUCGAGGCCCAUCCUGGGAGCACAAAGAUGUAUCAUGACCUGAAAGGGUCGUUCUGGUGGCGAGGUAUGAAGAAGGAUGUCGCCGAGUUCGUCGGGAGGUGUUUUACCUGUCAGCAAGUCAAGGCCGAACAUCAGAGUCCGAUUGGCCUCCUGCAGCCACUGCCGAUUCCGAGGUGGAAGUGGGAGGAGGUCACGAUGGAUUUCGUUACGGGAUUACCGAGGUC